Messenger RNA from Pestalotiopsis fici W106-1, 2385 nucleotides. RefSeq lists its product as uncharacterized. Lineage: Eukaryota; Fungi; Ascomycota; Sordariomycetes; Amphisphaeriales; Sporocadaceae. Gene Ontology annotation, cellular component: nucleus. Gene Ontology annotation, molecular function: zinc ion binding; DNA-binding transcription factor activity, RNA polymerase II-specific; sequence-specific DNA binding. The record is from RefSeq and is a predicted model, not a curated record. Gene Ontology annotation, biological process: positive regulation of transcription by RNA polymerase II; DNA-templated transcription. The transcript has 2 exons. Bases 1 to 2385 code for a protein of 794 amino acids.
AUGUCAGAAUCAGUCGGUCAUGGAGACUCCGGAGAAGGACUCGGAAGCAGCCCGAGUGAUGUAGGAACAUCCCGGCAAGAGGCGGCGCGAGACCUCGGUCAUGAUGGACCUGGUCAUGGGAAACGCCCCUUCUCCGGCCUGGUCGGCGGCGCUCGAAAAAAGCGUAAGGGGGUCAAGGUGACACGUGCCUGCGAUACCUGCAAGAGGCGCAAGUCGAGGUGCUCGGGCACGAUACCUUGUGACAGCUGCAUCAAGCGUGGUCGCCCGCGAGACUGUCACUAUCAUGCAGAGUAUCGUCGAGGGCAGUUGGUAACACCGGUGCAGUCGACGUUUCCACGCAGUCUCGGCGCCGAGAACCGCGAGUCCACUCCCACGCGACGCCAAGAACGUUCCCCAGAUUGCAGUACAGCGAUCGACACUGAUAGCAAUGUCAGAAUUGAGGCUGCAGUGUCACCUCAUACAAUGGAGGUCUCGAUGAAUGCAGUCGAUAUGCCCGCUCCCUUGAGCGAGCACAACACCGCUGCGCCGUCUAGAGCCUCACCCGAGCUCGAAGUGGCCGAGAUCCAGGGCCAAUUAUUCGAUACAACGUCUGGGCUGGCGUUCGUACAUAGAGCCUUUCGAAGGCUAUCUCAGAGUCACACCCAUCAAGUCAGUCGGCCGCUGCCUGACUUUGCCGGUGAAGCUGAGAAUGAAGAGAGCCCGACCUUGACUGUAGGCGACAAGCCGAUUGGAGUCAUUAGUCCGGGAGACGUGGAACUCCCGACGAUGAAGAGAGCCCUUGAGCUGGUCUAUCUGUACUUUGAUGUUUGCAUUGCCACGUAUCGCUUUCUUCAUCUCCCGACGGUCGAAAAAUGGCUGCAGGUAAUGCUCAAUAACAGAAGAGAGGGACUGCAGUUACACCAGGGACUUGGCCGUGCCAAAGCCGCAAUCCUUCUCACCAUGUUGGCAAUCGCAACCGCGCACGAAGAAAAAGCAUCCGGCCAUUUCCAACAGGACGAGGCAGCUUCAAUGAGUCGCAUCGACAGCUUGUUUUCUACUGCUAGCUUCUUGAUCCAACACGAGACGGCCCGGCCCACCCUAGAGUCAGCACAGGCACGCGUUAUACAAGUAAUCUAUCUGCUCACGACGUCGCGGAUGAACCAAGCCUGGUAUACCUUUGGCACAGCCAUUCAGCUCAUAUCUGCUCUGGGUCUGCACCGAAAAUCUGGAAAGAGACGCCUCGAUGCGUCCACCGAGAACUACAUUGUUGUCCAGUGCCGAAGAAGAACCUUUUGGACAGCCUAUAUUCUCGACAAGUAUCUCGGCGUCAUAUUCGGUCGACCGAGGCAUUACAACGAUGACGAAAUAGAUCAAGAGAUGCCAGACAGUAUAAACGACGAAGAUAUGACUCCCAAUGGAGUUAAGGACGGAUACAAGCGCGGCAGAAAGGAUUGUGCCACAGAUGCACUCAUAUUCCAUUCAAAGAUAGCGUCAAUUCUAAGUGAUGCUGCCAAGACUGUUUACUCUAUAAAACAAAUACCCCGACAAGACCGCAUUGCUGCCGCCAAUCGUUUGAGUCAAGAGCUGCGACAGUGGAAGUCAUCUCUGCCGCCCCAUCUAGGCUCCAUCUCCCCUUCAAGCUUGAUACCCAGAUUUCGGCGUCAAGCGACGACACUCAAGAUUGCUUAUUCGCACGCCACCAUGCACGUCAACCGAUUGUUCCUGUUGGGCCGCAUGAGUGCCGGAAGUGAAACACAGAUUCGAGAAGCAAUCAUUGCUGCCAACACCGUGCUGGAAACAGUGGAUGAGAUGGUCGCCGAAGGCGGGACAAUAUUUCACGCCUUCUGGUGGACUCACUAUGUCACCUUUUGUGCCCUCGCUAUUGUCUAUGCUUGGGAAAUCCAGUCUCGAAAAGGCCACCUAGAUCUCUUCCCUGACAAUAGCAUAGACCGUGCUGAUCUCAUGGAGCUGGCAGACCGCUGCCAACGGCAUCUAGCCCAGGCCACUGCUUCCAACUCACCUAGUAGGAGAUAUGCAUUAAUUCUGGAUAAGCUGCGAAAGGAGGUGACACGAAGUGGCUUGAGUAGUGACGACCAAUCUGGAAGCACGCAAACUCAUCGAAAUCUGACUAGUAUCACGUCACCGCAUGCCGCUUUCCCGGGAUCUGCACAUAUAGCUAGGCCCAAUGGCCAGGACGGCUCAUACAGUCUCGGAAUCAACGUGUCGAGCCCACAAACCAAUUUUGGCCAACCGCUUGACGGAGUAAACUGGUCUAUCCAGGACUGGCAGAGCGAGGACUGGCUGAAUCUUGACUCAAUGGCUUUCGGGACUUUUCCUGACAAUCAAGAUGCUCCAUUCAUAUGGCAAACAGGUCAGGCGGUACAAAAUCUGAUUCCACAUUCCUGA